Messenger RNA from Acanthosepion pharaonis, 1098 nucleotides. The record is from the annotation of a GenBank genome assembly. NCBI's taxonomy places the organism in Eukaryota, Metazoa, Mollusca, Cephalopoda, Sepiida, Sepiidae.
AUGCGAAGAAACGUUAAUGCUGUAUCUUUGGGCGCAAAAAUUGGAACUUCCCUUUACAUUAGCGAUGUUCAAGAUGCUUUUAUCUAUCUAUCUAUCUAUCUAUCUAUCUAUCUAUCUAUCUAUCUAUCUAUUUUAUAUGUGUAUUCAAGUAUCUAUCUAUCUAUGCAUCUAUCUAUCUAUCUAUCUAUUUUAUAUGUGUAUUCAAGUAUCUAUCUAUCUAUCUAUUUUAUAUGUGUAUUCAAGUAUCUAUCUAUCUAUCUAUCUAUCUAUCUAUCUAUCUAUCUAUCUAUCUAUUUUAUAUGUGUAUUCAAGUAUCUAUCUAUCUAUCUAUCUAUUUUAUAUGUAUAUUCAAGUAUCUAUCUAUCUAUCUAUUUUAUAUGUGUUCAAGUAUCUAUCUAUUCUAUCUAUCUAUCUAUCUAUCUAUCUAUCUAUUUUAUAUGUGUAUUCAAGUAUUCAUCUAUCUAUCUAUAUCUAUCUAUCUAUUUUAUAUGUGUAUUUAAGUAUCUAUCUAUCUAUCUAUCUAUCUAUCUAUCUAUCUAUUCAUCUAUUUUAUAUGUGUAUUCAAGUAUCAUUCAUUCAUCUAUCUAUCUAUAUCUAUCUAUCUAUCUAUCUAUCUAUCUAUCCCAGUCUACUUUUGUCUAUCAAUAUAGCUACCUGUUUCAUUCUGUCCAUAUCUAUCUAUCUAUCUAUCUAUCUAUCUAUCUAUCUAUCUAUCUAUCUAUCUAUCUUCUUCCAGGAGAAAAAAUGAUAAAUCUCCCUCUCACUUUCCCUCUCUUUCUCUCUCUCUCUCUCUCUCUCUAUUUCUCUCUAUCUUUAUUUCUUUCACUUUCUCUCUCUCUCUCACUAUCUCUUUAUCUAUCUAUCUAUCAUUUUCUCUCUUUCUUUCUUUUCAGUCCUUCUCUCCUUCUCUCUCUUUCUGUCUGUCAUUCUCUCUCCCCCCUCUCUCUCUCUCUCAAUUUCUCCCUCUCUUUUUCCUAUCGGUAUCUAUCUAUCUAUCUAUCUAUCUAUCUAUCUAUCUAUCUAUCUAUCUAUCUAUCUCUCUCUCUCUCUCUCUCUAUCUAUAUAUAUAUAUAUAUAUAUAUAUAUAUAUAUAUAUGA